AUGUCUCAACAACGUGCUCCAGACACGUCCGAAGAUGCUCCACUUCUGGAAAACCAGUCAUCAUCAACACGCCAAAGAUUCGAAGCCAGCUCGAAACGCGCUUAUUGGAUUGUGCUAGCCGUGGUGCUGGCCAUAUUGGGAUUUCUUGCGUUGUGGAUUGUCGCGCCUGGUCGUGAUCAAGAUAAUGAGAUGCCAUGUUUGACUGCGGAAUGUGUUGUUGCAUCAGCACGGAUUAUUAAAGCUAUGGAUGCUACUGUUGAUCCUUGUGACGACUUUUACGAGUACUCUUGCGCAGGCUGGAUCCAAUCUCAUCCACUCCCACCAUCGAAAUCACGCAUUGGGACAUUCGAUGACCUCCAAGACGAAAACCAACUAGUCCUCAAAACCGUCCUUGAAUCAAAAUACAUUCAAGACCCAAACCUUACCGACCCAGAACAACAAAAAGCCGAUAAAACCAUAUUCACAAACAUCCAAAACCUGUACAAGUCGUGUAUGAACGAAACCACAAUUGAUGCUCGAGGUGCAGCACCGCUCCAAGCCUUAAUCAAACAGGCAUCGCAGUACUUCCCGCUUGCUGAUACAAAAGGCAAAAUAUCAAGUGCCAAUUUCACGAAAGCUGUUGCGCUUUGGCAUGACUAUGGGUUAGGACCAUUUUUUGAUUUGUAUGUUGGGCCAGAUGCAAAGGAGCCUGAAGUCAAUGUUAUUACGAUGACGCAGAGUGGACUUGGACUGCCUUCUAAAGACUACUAUAAGGAUGAUAAGGUUCUUGCCGUGUAUCAGUCUGGUAUCGAUGAGAUUGCGUCGCUCUUGUCGUUGAGUGAAUUGGUGGCUUGGAAUGUUAGUGGGUUUGGAGCUGGUGUUGUGGCAUUUGAGAAAGCAGUCGCUAAAGUUUCUUGGGAUCCCGUCGACUUGCAAACACCCGGCCUCACAUACAACCCAUACAACAUCAGCCAACUCGCCACACUCUCUUCCUCAAUUGUAUGGGACACGUACUUUGGCACACGAUUCCCAAAAGCGAAAUUCCCAGACGUCAACAAACCAAACACUGUCGUAAUCGUUGAACCACCAUCAUAUUACUCGAAUCUCACAGCCGUAAUUCAAAGCACCAAACCCGUCGCACUACAGAAUUACAUGCUGUGGCAUUUGAUUAAAAGAUAUGCCAAAGUAUCGUCGGCUACUAUACGAGCACCGAUUCGAAAGAUUGAGGCUCAAUUGACUGGUAGUUUGGUUGAACCACCUCGAUAUGAGACUUGUUUGAGGACGGUGGAUGGGAUUGUUGGGAUGCCUGUUGGCAAGUAUUUUGUUCAGAAGGCUUUUGGAGCGGAAUCAAAACUAGCAGUAGAGCGAGGAAUCGAUAACGUAAAACAGUCAAUGAUUGACCGAUUACAGAGCUUGCCAUGGAUUGACGCCGAAACACGUAAAGAAGCUAUCGAAAAAGUCAAGACGCUACGCCGCAAGAUAGGAUAUCCAGACUAUAUCCUGAAUCCAACCGACGUGGCAGCCAAAUAUAACGGGUUGAUUGACUUUCAGGCUGCCAAGUACUUUGAAAACUUUUUCAAGAGUACGGAAUGGGAGACUCAAGACAAUCUCGCUAAUAUCUUGAAGCCUGUUGAUUUCGAUGAGUUUGACAUGUCGCCUGCGACGGUGAAUGCAUAUUAUAAUCCUCCACUUAACGAAAUAGUAUUCCCAGCUGGAAUCCUUCAAGGUGGUUUCUACGGUCACGGCGUCCCUGUAUAUCUGAAUUAUGGAGGCAUCGGUUCUGUUAUUAGGCUGCGAGACUGGUGGACGAAUGCUACUGCUGUUGAGUUUGAAAAGCUGGCUACUUGUUUCGUUGACCAAUAUGGGAAUUAUACAGUCUUGGAUCCUUCUGGAGUGCCUCAGCAUCUUAAUGGAGAGUUGACUCUUGGCGAAAAUCUAGCUGAUAACGGCAUCAUGAGAUCUUACGAGUCGUAUCAAAUGGAAUUAGCCAAGGAUCCAAACACAAACAACUUGCUAAUGCCUGGUCUGACUCAACUAUCUCGCGACCAGCUCUUUUACAUCUCGUUUGCGCAAGUUUGGUGUGGAACUGUGACUCCACAGCAAAGUAUUGUGAGAUUGAGGACGGAUCCGCAUUCGCCUGGCCGAUUCCGUGUAAAUGGAGUCGUAUCAGACUCUCCACACUUUGCCAAGACUUUCUCAUGUCCAGCCGGUUCGAAUAUGAACCCGGUGGACAAGUGUUUGCUCUGGUGA
This is a messenger RNA of Synchytrium microbalum, 2229 nucleotides long. RefSeq lists its product as uncharacterized. The transcript is spliced from 10 exons. Lineage: Eukaryota; Fungi; Chytridiomycota; Chytridiomycetes; Synchytriales; Synchytriaceae. The coding region runs from base 1 to 2229 and encodes 742 amino acids. The record is from RefSeq and is a predicted model, not a curated record. Gene Ontology annotation, biological process: protein processing. Gene Ontology annotation, molecular function: metalloendopeptidase activity. Gene Ontology annotation, cellular component: plasma membrane.